Messenger RNA from Bradysia coprophila, 2358 nucleotides. RefSeq lists its product as uncharacterized. NCBI's taxonomy places the organism in Eukaryota, Metazoa, Arthropoda, Insecta, Diptera, Sciaridae. The record is from RefSeq and is a predicted model, not a curated record.
AUGAGUUCCAUCAAUAGAGGAAAAUUGUAUAAAGACUUAUUUUGUGCUUAUUCAAAAGCAUAUUCCGAAACAAAAUCGAAACAAUCGAUUCAGGACAAUGUGAACAACAUUUGGUCAAACAUCAAAAACGAUUCAAAUGUUGCUAGUCUAAUUGAGGCUAGAAUUUCUGAACUAAAUAAAAUUAAGGCAAGAAAGCAGGUUAGUCUUCAUACACUUAGGCUUCGUGCCAGUGAAAAAGGAAAUUUUUUUAGUGUUAAAGCACCUGAAGAAUCGACAAAUCGAUCAAGUCCCGUUGUCGAAAAUGAAGAAAUAGUACAUCCAACGACUUCUCAAAAAACAGCCGCCUCGAAUGUUAUUGAAGAAGAAGGUGCACCAUCAAACAAAGAAACACAAAUCGAUGUAACCGACCAGGUACAGAGCGUUAAAGCCAACCCAACUCCAGCUCAAUGCAGCAUAAAAAGUGAGAUUGUGGUGUUACUAUCAGAUGUUAAAGCAUUGAAAAUGCGUCGAGAUUGUGGACUGUUGACCGAAAAUAUGGAAAGUGAACUGAAAUUAAAGACAAAGAAUUUAGAAGCAUUAAGGAAACGACUAAAAAAGAAAGAGCGUGAUAUGAUUCGACACCGGAAACGACGCCUUAGAAAAAAGCCUUCGCUUGAAAAUGCAUGCGAAAAUAAUCCAGAUCUAAAGAAGAAAUUGAGCAUUCGAGGCAAAGUGGGCCGACCACGUAUCGAAGAAGAUCAGCCGUAUCUUUUAAAAGCUAUUAUUGACUUGGCCAUGCAUGGGUCUGCAGCGCACGAGAGGCGUCGAGACGAUUCCAUAAGAACAGUAAAAACCCUUGAUGAUCUAGUAACAAAACUGCGCGAAGAUUAUGGUUAUAAUUUGUCACGGAGUGCAACGUAUUUGAGACUAUUGCCUAAGAGAGCUAAUUCAACCGAAGGAAAGCGUCAUGUCAACUCUGUUCCAGUGAAGCUAAUCCGACCUGACAACGACUUGCAUAAAGAUCAUAUGGACGGAAGGUUUGCCAAAACAACAAUCAGUCAUAUUGACAGUAUGGCUUCGUUAUUAGGGCCGAAUGAAGUGACAUACAUUAGCCAGGAUGACAAAGCUAAGGUUGCAAUAGGCCUACCAGCGGCAUCCAAACAAGCGCCAUUGCUAAUGCACAUGGAGUACAGAGUCAAGCUUCCCGAUCACGACUUUGUGAUAGCGAAAGGACACAAACUGACUCCAUCGGUUUAUGGAUUUUGUCAAAUUAAGGCAAACGGUGGUGGCGAUGCGUCAGCGAUAAGCUAUUCAGGUCCAACGUUUGUGGCUAUAAGGUCAUCCAAGCACUCUUCGUCUACAGCUUUUUCGCACGCACGGGAUUUGGAACAGAUCUACGAAAAGUCUGAAUUCAGCGAAUUUACACAUACGACGAUCGGUGGAAAACUGAAACCAAAACCGGUUCUUGUUUGUAUUGUGGACGGUGGGCCAGACGAAAAUCCGCGUUACGAAAAGGUUAUUAGCAUGGCAGUUCAUCAUUUCGUGCAACUAGACUUAGAUGCCAUCAUGAUCGCGUGCAAUGCACCAGGACGUAGUGCCUUCAACCGGAUUGAACGGCGUAUGGCGCCGUUAAGCAGAGCAUUGACAGGCCUGAUACUUCCGCACGAUCACUAUGGCACUCACCUAAACAGUCAGGGACAAACUGUUGAUAUAGAAUUGGAGAAGCAGAAUUUCUCAUACGCCGGCAAGGCUCUAGCAGAAGUCUGGUCAGAUACACUUAUUGAUGGACAUUUGACUGUAGCUGAAUAUAUAAAGCCUGAACAAUCUGAUAUCGAUCAGGCAUCGAUCAUCUCGAAGGACGAAAAGUGGUGCAGCCGACAUGUGCAUCAGUCUCAGUAUUUGCUUCAAAUACUCAAAUGUUCUGACAAUCGUUGCUGUAACCAAGGCUCAAACGAAGGAUUGAAACACGCCAACAUCAACGAUAUUGAAAACUAUGCGUCAUUAUUCGUGACGCUGGCACUACAAAAGAUUGGGCAUUCACAUGCCAUUUAUGACACCUAUUGUCCUUCGGUGCAAUCAAAACUCGAUUCACGAACAUGCUCGUGCAAUCAAUAUUUCAGUUCCGUUGUCUCGAUGAAACGACAUUUGAAAGACAAUUUUAUUUGUAAAAAAAACAUAAAGAUCGUUAAGCCUGUGAAAAUUCUCGGAACACGAGGGAAUGAGUCGUUAGUUGUAGUCCGCUAUAAUGUUGAAGAAGAUGUCGAGUGGCUUCCGAGUGUGGAGGUAGACGGUGAAUUUUUAGAUAAAGACGAACAACCUUCGAGUAGUAUAAUUUAUGACAAUGAAACAAGAUUAAAACCAAUUUGGAGAACUGUUUAA